AUGCAGCAGCAGCGGGACUUUCCUCGAGCUGAGGGGGCCCCCUAUUUGGGGCCCCCGUCGCCGCAGGCAGGUGGGGGCGUGGCUGCGGGGGGGCCUGCAGGGGAAGCUGCUGCGUGGCUGUGCAGCAGCAGCAGCAGCAGCGCGGGCUGCGGGAACAGCAGCAGCGGGAGCGCGUCCGUGUCGCCGAGCCAGCAGCAGCAGCUGCUGCUGCAGCAGCAGCAGGAGGAGGAGUGGGCAGCAGCAGCAGCAGCGCUGCCCCGCCCCGUGGACCCCCACUCCCCCCCCCUCUUUUACUUUCUGGGCGAAGCCUACAGAGAAAAUGAGUGGGUCCGUUUGAAGAGUCAAAGCAGCAAAGACUGGAUAGCGCAGAUAAUAGCCUACGUGCCUCCUGCUGCUGCUGCGGGCCCCGCAGCAGCAGCAGCAGCAGCAGCAGCAGCAGCAGCAGCAGGGAAGAUCGUGUGUCGCUGGGCCUGGGACCCGCUGGACCUGCAGGAGGAGUGCUGCCCCGACUUGCCUCUUGAGGUGUACAGCCAUGGCUCGCCCGCACGGCCUUCCCCUUCCCCCCCAGCAGCAGCAGCAGCAGCAGCACGCAGCAGCAGCAGCAGCAGCAGCAGCAGCAGCAGCAGCAUCAUCAAAGCGGCGAAGGCGAAGCAGCCCGGCAGCGCUGCCGUCAAACGGACGCCGCUGUCUCCCCGAGACGACGCAGCAAAAGCAGCAGCAGCAGCAGCAGCAGCAGCAGUGAAGCGGAGCGGGGGGGCGCCGCGCGCUGCUGCAGCUGCGGGGAGCCACCGCAAGCGGCAGCACUUGCAGCAGCAGCAGCAGCAGCAGCAGCAGCAAAGCCCGCCGCCGCUGCUGGGGACGCUCGUGCGGCAGCGGGACUGGCAGCAGGGGGCCUCGCGGCGGCUGAAGAAGCUGGAGGAGAUUUAUUACUUGGGGCUGAGUGAGCUGCAGCCGCUGCAGCAGCAGCAGCAGCAGCAGCAGCAGGAGGCGGACGCAGCAGCGGACGCCUCCCGCGGCGCUGCUGCUGCUGCGGGCGCGACGAGCCCCUCGCCGAGCACGCCCACGGGCAGCAGCAGCAGCAGCAGCAGCAGCAGCAGCAGCAGCAGCAGCAGCAGCAGCGGGUCGGCCGGCGGGACCUCCGAGGGCGCGAGCUCGCCUGCGCAGCAGGGCGCGCGCAGCGCAGCGGCCGCGGGGGCGGGCGACCCCGAGCAGCAGCAGCAGCAGCAGCAGCAGCAGCAGCAGCAGGGGGCGGGGGGAGGCGGGAGGGAGCAGGUGAAGUACGCGUCUGCUGCUGCGUUUGCUGCUGCAGUGCAUGCAGCGUUCUGGGGCUGCUGCGGGUCGUGGGCCCCGCGGCUGCGGCAGCAGCGGCUCUACGAGCUGCUGGCCAACCUGCGCAGAGCCAACAGCAAAGAGCUGCGGCGCAAAGUGCUGCUGGGCGAAAUGAGUUUGUCUUCUUUGCUGGCAGCAGAUGCAGACACGUUGGCUCCUGCUGCAGUGCAGCAGCAGCGGCGAGCGGAGCGGGAGCGGCACUUCCGGCGGGCCGUGCUGCUGACGGAAACUGUGGGGCCCGAUUUGCUGCUGAAGAAGACGCACAAGGGCCUCGAGGCUGUCGGCGACGAGUUGCUGCUGCAGCAGCAGCAGCAGCAGCAGCAGCGCCGCAGCCCGCCCCCCCGCAAGCGCCCCCGCGACCGCCCGCCCCUCCGCCGCGCACCCGCCGCCAGCAGCAGCAGCCGCAGCCCCAGCAGCAGCAGCAGCAGCAGAAGCGACAGCGACAGCAGCAGCCAGCCCUCCGGCGCCGACUCCAGCGGCAGCGGCGCGGACAGCAGCAGCAGCACCACCAGCAGCAGCAGCAGCGCCGACGAGGCGCACACGGACAAGCCGCCCAGACGCAGCAGCAACGCCGCGCCUCCACCAACGCAACGCGCGGCCAACACUGCUGCUGCUGCUGCU
Messenger RNA from Eimeria necatrix, 1950 nucleotides. RefSeq names its product transcription factor S-II central domain-containing protein, putative. The annotation marks the transcript as partial. The transcript is spliced from 2 exons. The record is from RefSeq and is a predicted model, not a curated record. Gene Ontology annotation, cellular component: plasma membrane. Lineage: Eukaryota; Apicomplexa; Conoidasida; Eucoccidiorida; Eimeriidae. Gene Ontology annotation, biological process: negative regulation of cell adhesion.